AUGGCAACCGUUGAGGCUACUACCGCCGAUGUUCCCAACAAAAAGACUUCACACAAGACCCUCUGGCAGUGGGAGAACACAACACGGCGGUUAGGUUUCCUAGCUUUCAUGGGAGUGUCGCCUACUGUGGACAGGGAGACGGUUCAGGGGCUGUACGAAGAGGUGGAGAGAACGGCCGAGGAGUAUGUAAACAACAUCUCCGUGGAUCCUGUGCCCUGGCGCGGUGGAGAACGUCUGAACAAGCGGCACUUUGGAACUGUAGUUGAGGCCCUGGCCGCUAGUCCUCACGGUCUACUUCGACCUCAACAUAUCCUACAGUUUUUCAGGAACCGCUACCCAGACCUCUGGCGACAGACAGGUAGAACUGCAGCAACGGCGGCAGUUGUGAAAGCCAUCCAUGUUGUCCUGUCAAGUCGCAAGUUAUUACAAGUCGAAGCGGACGUUGACCCCGUGACGUCAGACCGUCGUGUCGUCUUCUUCGCCAUCGACUACCAGAGUUACCCAGACGCCCCCGCGCCAGGCACGGCCCUCCGAACGCCACAGGAUCAUGAAGACGACUUGGGCGGGGAUGAAAAUAUAUCAACUUCCGCCAGAGGGCGUCGUGACACCGUCAGUUCUCUCUCUGAUGAGUCUGGUGCUCAUGACAAGACCCCGCAGAAAGUCCACCUGGCGAGGUCUAUUCUCAGGAGAGCGUUAGAGGAAUCCAACGGACAGAACCAAAAUAACGUUCCGCAAGGAAAUAUCAAGCGGCGGUGGCAACAAAAAGGAGUCCAACUGAGCCCUCGUCACGGUAGGAAAGGGACAAACCAGUACGAAGUGGCAGACCCGAACACCCCCACUUGUUCUGCUGAUGGUACAGUCAGCACCAAGGACGGGGACAACAACAGACGUUGGCAGGAGUAUUGGGGCCGGUGUCUGGAGCAGGAGGCUCCCACGUACGCGUUCGACCUGGUCGGCUACGUGUGUGAGGAGCGGCUGUCACGUGGAUUCUUCCCCAGGGUCGUCAACGUUUUCCCGCGGAAUUUACUGCGAACUGCCGAGCAGGCUGUGACGGAAUGUCUGGCUAAUGUCGAGCUGUAGAGCCUGGAAAACAACGCCUCCUGGCGAUUUGUUUGA
Molecule: messenger RNA, 1116 nt
Organism: Branchiostoma belcheri (Belcher's lancelet)
Lineage: Eukaryota; Metazoa; Chordata; Leptocardii; Amphioxiformes; Branchiostomatidae
Exons: 4
Coding region: 1-1080 (359 amino acids)
Source: RefSeq, a predicted model, not a curated record